UCCGCCCCGCCGGCCGCCCGGCUCCCCGCCGCCGCCGCCGCGCCUGCUGCAUGCUCGGUGCCGCCUCAGCCCCAGCCGGAGGUGGAAGAUGGCGGAGCCGGGGCCGGAUUGCAGCUCUCUGCUCGACGAGGAUCUUUCUUCCUUCGUCUUCAGUUACCUCGCUGACAGCCAGUACGAGGUGUCUGGCGAGGAGCACCUCUACUCUGACUUCCCCGAGAUUGAUUUGUCUCAGCUGGAUGCCAGCGACUUCGACUCGGCCGGCUGCUUCAGCGAGCUGCAGUGGUGCGGGGAGCACUCGGAGACCGACUCCAGCCAGUACAGCACCGACGACUCCGAGCUCUUCCAGAUAAUAGACAGCGAGAAUGAAGCGCUGCUGGCAGCCCUCACCGAGACAUUGGAUGAUAUACAGGGAGAUGACAUGGGCCUGGCUGCCUUCCGAACUAUGGAAGAGGGGGACACGCUCAACCAUGCCUACACCUCGCCUGCCCCCUCCCCCAAACCCACCGCCCCGGUCACGGGGGGGCCGCCCCCGGCCCCCGAGUUUGAUGAGCUGUCUCUACUGAAGAAGUUGCUCCUCUCUCCAUCACACGUGCCUCCGAGCUGCGAGGCUCAGCGGGAUGGGAGCGCCCGGCGCCCGGGGACCCCUAAGUCCCGACCCGCACGGCCCUGCACAAAGGUGGAGGGUCCCCGGGACAGGAGGGCGAGCGUCCCGCAGGCGCAGAGCCGCAGCUGCACUGAGCUGCACCGGCACCUCACCUCCACCGCUCCCUGCCCCCAGACCAAAGCCCCCCGGGCACCUGAAGAGUGCCCCAGCGGCCGCCACGGCCGCCACCACCCGUCCCCGGGCGACUGUGCCCAUCACGAGGAUGACAGUGACUCCAGUGAGGACUCGCUGAGCUCCGGCGACUCGGUGACCCCCCCCUCCUCGGGGGAGGAUGGCUCCGGCAGCCAGUUCUCCUGUGAGGGGGAGAUGCACUCGGUGGUGGAGCUCAUCCGCUACAUGCACACCUACUGCCUGCCACCGCGGAAGCUGCCCAGCCGCGAUGCCGCCGACGCCAAGCCCCAGCCCUGCAGCAGCCCCUUCAAAAGAGCCAAACCGGACUGCCCCGCGCAGCCGGGCCCCCCCGGCAGUGCCCAGAACCGGCCGGGCUGCGCCUGGCAGGCGGCCGGGGGAUGCAAGAAGCCCGGAGCAUCCUUCUCUAUCCUGAAGGAGCUGCUGGCGCGGGACCUGCUGUGCGACGUGAGCAAGCCAUACCGCCUGGGCAAGCCCGUGUACGCCGCCCUGGCCCGGCCGCCCGGCUCCCGCUCCCCUGUGCCACCAGCCCAGGAUGGGGAGGAUGCCGGUGGGACCUGCACAUCCAGAGCCAAAACGGCACCGGAGAAGGGUGAGCCGUGGCAGAGCCCCGGGGCCGAGGCAGAGGCACUGCGGGAGCCGGCUGGCCUGGAGGACGACGCUGGGAAGCGUGCGGGCACCCCGGGCGCAGCUGCAGGAAAAGUGGCCCGCAAGCAGGAGAGCACCGUUUACGCUGUCCGCCGGUCCAAGAGACUCAACCCCGAGCUCGGCCACUGGCUCUCCUUCCUUGACGAGCCACCCCCCGAGCCUUCCGUCCCCCGGGAGGCAGGGGAUGGCCGCGGCCCCCGGGAGGCCCUGGUCUGCAGAGAGCCCGCACCGUGCCCAGUGCUGGAGGGCUUCUCCGCCGAAGAGCCCGCGGCCGAAGUGGAGGUGGGGGGCACGGCACCACCGGCAGAGCCCCAGCCCCUCUCCCUGGGCUCCCCGGGGGACGGCGAGGCGGGUGACGGGGCUGAGAGCCGGCGCUGUGCCGUCCUGGAGCAAGCAGAAACACCCAGGUGUCUCACGCUGUCCUUGGCACAAACUGACCCAACCUUUGGGAAGAGAAACUUUGAGCCUAUGUUGACGGUGGAGCUGUGUGGGACAGCAGGUCUCACGCCGCCCACCACUCCGCCGUAUAAGCCUGCCGAGGAGGACCUGUACAAGCCAGACAUCCCCCAGGAGCCAGGGAAGGAGGACGGGACGGCCCCCAGCCCUGGGGGCGCAGGGGACGCAGCAGCCUCCCGGAAAGCCCCCAGGAAGCACCCCGAGAGGACAGAGCUCUUCGCCCACCUCAGCCGAGCCGUCGGGCGCCCCGUGCUCCCCGAGCAGCAGGGCAUGCUCAAGCGGCCCUUCUCCCGCUCCUUCGGGGACCACGACUACUGCCAGGUGCUGAAGCCCGAGGCCGCCCUGCAGAGGAAGGUGCUCAAGUCUUGGGAGCCCCCGGGCCAGGUGGAGACGGAGCACAAGAGGAGGGUCCCGGCCGCCCACUACCAGGGGCUGGACCUCGGCGGCAAGGAGGCGGGCGGCGAGAUGCUGUGGAAGGACGGCGUCAAGCAGCUGAGAGACCAGGAGAUCAGAGCCAGCUUAACAAAGCACUUUGGCUUUCUGGACAGUGCUCUCGAUGACGAGGACAUGGUCUUCUGCAAGACCCCCGAGUACGACACUGUCUUUGAAGACAGCUGCAGUGAGAGCGGCUCCCCCUUGGAGGAGGAGGAAGAGGAGGAGGAGGAGGAGGAGGAGGAGCACGGCGACACCAAGCUGUGCCUGCGGAGAAACCCCCUUUCCAGGACCACUUUGCAUUACUGUUCCCGGAGCAGGUCCAGUUCAGGGUCUUCGUGCUGCCGGUCCCGAUCGCCCGCAAGCAGACGCACCUUCAGGUGUGAGAACAGCGAGCAGUGUCAGGGCGGGAGCGGGCACCGGGGCCAGCUGGAGAAGAGACGGGAAAAGGCCAUCGGGGAAGGCCGUGUGGUGUAUAUCAAAAACCUCUCCAGCAGCAUGAGCUCCAGUGAACUGAAGAAACGCUUCGAAGUGUUUGGUGAAAUCGUGGAGUGUCAGGUCCUUUCCAGGACUAACAGGGGGGAUAAAUAUGGCCUGAUCACCUACCGGUAUUCAGAGCAUGCCGCCUUAUCUCUGAAGAACGGCACCUCGCUAAGGAAGAGGAACGAGCCUUCGUUCCAGCUCAGCUCUGGUGGCCUCGGGCACUUCGUCUGGACUAGAUACACUGACUUGGAUUGCAGCGUGGAGGAGUCCUCCCCAGCUCCAGUGAAAAGCAAGUACGAGACCAUGGAUUUCGACAGCUUGCUGCAGGAGGCCCAGCUAAGCCUGCAUCGGUAACAGCCUUAACCUUGGAGGAAUACCUCAAUACCUCAGUCAAGGCACUUCCAAUAUGUUUACGUUUUCAAAGAAAUUAUUCAGUCUAUGGAAAGCGAGAGAGAGCGAGAGAGAGCGAGAGCACGCACGCACGAGAGAGAGAGACUGCUGUCCCUUCCGAUCGAUGUUUACAUUGAACAAAGCUGCUUCUGUCUGUGAGUCCCCAUGGUGUUGAUGUCUCACUGCCACACGUUAGUCCCCCCCGCUUCUGACUGGUUGUUUUAGGGUGAGCCUAGGAGCCCCCCACCCCCUCUCCCCCCUCCUGGCCCCCCCAGUGCUCCCGCCGCGGAGUUGCAGCUGUGUUCACCAUAACAUUUUUUUGUCCGUAGUGUGUGAUGAUGAAAUUGUUAAUUGUGAAUAGAAUCAGGAUUAUAAACUAAUUUUUAAUAGAAGAAGAAGAGAAAAAAAGUAUAUACUUAAAAAAUGUAUUUAUGGCUCAGAUGUACUGUAAUUCAGAUUUAUUGUACCGCUUCCUUGAUUUUUAACUAUGCACUGUAAUGAGGCACUUGCCACUCAGCAAAUGGGGGGUCAGAGCAGAGUCAUGGAGCCAGCAUUCACCCGUCGGCCGCGGAGGCGCCCGCCUUCCCUGCCGGCAAACCGGGGUGCUCGGCAGUCGCAUCGGGGUCACCCACUUUGCUGUCAAAGCCAUUCUUCUUGCUCGCGUGGCCCGAGUCCCCCAGCCCCCAGCCCGCCUGUGUCGCUGGACCCAGAUGCUGAGCUCGGUCCUGGUGCGUGAUGGAGCCGGCGGGCGGUGGGGCACGCCAGCCCCGUGCCAUUCUUGCUGUGGGGCCGGGCAGCUUUGCAGGCAUGAAGGAGAGGGGUGGUAAAAGGAUGCACUGCCCGGGGGGCUGCCAGCGCUGCUCCAGCCCUCCGCUGCCUUUGGAGCCAGGAGAGAGGGGCCGGGGGGCCGGAGCUGGCCAGGCUUGAUCCGGCAGGUCCUGCCGGCACAGCCUGGGGGAUGGAUGCCUCCGGGUCCCUGCGAGGGAGCUGGCUUCUCUCCGGCUCCUUGGGCAGCUGGGAGACCGGCCAGGCCGAGCGGCUUGCUCCCCGCUCGCUUCCACCCCCUGCAGAGCGAGCGGGGCAAGAAGAUCUGUCUGUGAUCCCUGCCCGGCAGCCAGCCCAAAAUCCAGAAAGGCAGGGAGGCAGGAGCGGGGCACGGCAGCCGCGCCGAACGCCCACCCUGCCUGCGCUCUGCCCAGUACCUGAUAAGCCAUACACUUCCCCAGCACCCAGCUGGCACCCAGGAUCUGUCCCCCAUGCCCACCAGCGCCCUGUGGCAUGCUUGCCCGCUCUGCCUCUGGCCGGGGGCCCUUGGGGCUGCCUGGCAGUGCUGGAUUUAAGGCGUGCUCAGGCAGCACCCCCACGAAAUCUGCUUGCAAACUUGCCCUCCAUCUCCGGGCGAGGAGGGAGGGGGAGAGAGCCCACCACCGGCUGGAGCAAACCCCACCACGUGCUGGCCAGAGGCACUGUUUUCCUGAGGGAGCAGGAAUCUGGCUGCUCCUCAAGCCAUCGCCAUCGUCUCCAUUUAUUUUUCAGGCCCAGAGACCACUAGGGAUUCAGCCAUCCUAUGUAGAUAGAAUAUUAUAGCCUUAACUCUGCCAAUAGAUAGAUUAGAGUCUCCUGGGGUCUCCCCUCAACAUGACUUAGGGGUUUUAUUCUCAUUUCCCUGGCGUGGGUACUCUUUCGUCUUGCAGGGAGUGUGACCAAAGCCUCUGAAAUUGCAUGAGGUGCAAUGCCGAGAGCGUGAGUGCUGCCGAGGUGGCCCUUGGCUCCGGGGCCAUGCGUGCAGCUGGUCUCUGGCGGGAGCGGGCAUGCCGGCAGCGCUGAUACCAGCACAGUUACCUGGCUAUUUCUCUCCGCUUUUGAGGGAGCCGUGGUUCUGACGACGACCAGCCCGGCGGCGCGAGGGCCCACGGGCCACCGCGGGGUUUGAACUGCGGGUCCCCAAUCUGCCGCCAGCGACGAUCACUGUCAGGGAACAGUCCUCGUGCCAUUGCAGUCUCAGCAGUGAGGUUCGGCAUCUCUCCUGCCACGAGCUCCCCCCACUUCUCAUCCCACCUUAGCGAACACGAGUAGCUCUGGCCGAGACUGAGCAUCUGCUAUUGGCAAUUGCCUCAUUGUAGCUUUGCCUUUUUCUGUCCUAGUAUUUCCUCACAACGAUGAUGUUUACAUGUGAUUGCUAUAGAGCUUAUGUAGAAUGUAUAUAGCGACACAUUUAGGGUGGGUAGUACUGUCCUGUGCUGUGCUGAUGUUUUUCAGAAAACGAUCAAUCCAAAAAACCAACAAAAAAAAGCAAAGUAAGUGGAAUUCUUCCAUCUCCCGCUCAGCCGGGGGCACCGAGCCCCCACGGCCGGGCCCCGCUGGGGAUGCAUCAAGCGUGGCAGAGGGGAAGGGUUAGUGCAGAGCUGGGGGGAGCCCUCUCUUGGGGGAUCACUCAGUCGCUUCCCAAGCAUUGGUUUUGGUGUACCCAGAUACAAAAUUUCCCAUUGUUUUCCUGCGGCUGGGCGCCCUGGGUCAUCCCGCAGCCCCUGCCUGUGCCUGGCUUCUGGAUAUCAAGGCCGGUGCUCGGGAAGGGGAGGGCUCGUCCUGCACAGAGCCGAUCAGUACUGCACCCGUAGGGUAGGAAGAGAUGCAAUAAGUGGUCUUUGUGGUGCCUGAAGCCUAUAAGUGGGGUUGGGUUUUUUUUUUUUUGUUUGGGGUUUUUUCUUUUUUUUUUCCAUUAAAUUGGGAUGGUUUGUUUUCCCUCCUCCCCCAAGAAAUUUCUCCAGGACUUACGCACUAUGCACAGAGGCGUGCAAGGCACAGAGGCACAACUGUGGCUGGGGCAGCCCUCUGCUGCUGCCCGCGCCUGCCAGCCCAUCGCUGCAGCAGGGAAGAGCAGGGGGCACGCUGCCAGCCCCAGGGCUAUGUGCUGCCUGCCCUGGGGGGCACGCGCUGCCAGCCCCAGGGGCUUCCCCUGACUUUUAGGACUGGGUGAGAGUGGCGGGUGUUCAGCUCAAGAAGCACAGGUCUGCUGGCUUUAGAAUUCCUCAUGCAGGGUUUGUGGUGAAAAAUAAGUUUCUGCUUGAUUUUUUUUUUUUAAUAUAAAGGUGUCUGUAGCUCACAGUGCUCGUGUCUGCAAAGGGGCAGGAAGGAGGGCUCGGGCACAAGGGGCAGGUGAGAGCUCACUCCCUUAGCGACCUGUGACUAUGACUGUUUUGGAUGCUAUGGGGAAAUGGGGCAGGAGGAAAGCAAUGCCCGGGCACUGCGCAGGGAGAGGCAGCCCGCACCACCGGGAAAGCAAGAGGCUCCCAGCGCUUUGCGGGAGCUGCGGGGGCCGGGGAGCAGGGAUCGACCCCCCCGGAGGAUUAGCUUUAUGUCCCGCCCAGCCUGUGGCAUCAUGGCAGGUGCAUGCCCAGGCGUGGGUGCAGCUCAGAGCUGGGCACCCCGAAAAGGGAACCCUUGCACCCUGGUCCCCACGGCAGCCCCGGGAAGCUGCCCCCCGCCGCCUGCGAGGGCCAGGGCUGCGGGGUGGGUAGGAGCGCUACUUCAAAGAGAAACUGGGAGCAAAAGGGUAUAUUAUGGUAGGCAAUAAGUAAGGAGGAGAUUUAUUUUUUUAAAAAUAUAUAACUAUAGAACGUCCCUCAGUAGUUCCCUGCAGGUACUGUGGGGAAAUGCUGAAUGUCAAGAGUUUCGUGACAAAAAAGCCCCUUUGCUUUUUUUGCACAGAUUUGCCCCAGAAAAGCUCAUUGUUCAGGGUGGGGUACCAGGUUUCUGGUGGGAAUCCCGUGGGUCCCUGGGGCUCCGCAGGAAGGAGCAAAUGUUUCUGAGUGUCUGGGCUGAACGCAGAGGACAAUCCUGGGUUUUCGGUUCAGUGCUGCCCCAAAGAAAAGGUUUAUCCCAAUUCCUACUCAGCACAGCUGGCUGGGCUGCACAUCUUCUUUCACGAAGUGGCAGCUCAGUCACAACAUUACAGUCUUGAGUGUCUGAUUUCAGCACUGGUCCAUGCAAAGGAGUGUUGCAAUUGCAGACCAGAACUUUUUUUUUCUUUUUUUUUCUGUUUUGUUUUUUUUUUCUUUCUUUUUGGAGGUAUGCUGAAUACUGAGAUACAUUGUUGUUCAUAGCUGAGCCCUGACACCCUUUCUGUUCUAAGCGUUGUGGCCCAUCCCCGACAAUCUCAAGCAAUAUAGAGCCAAAUGCAGCCUUUGGGUUUCAUUCCUCUUCCCUCGCCCACCCUGGGGUCAGGGGGUGGCAGCGGCAGCCUGGCCGCAGCACCCAUGGCCACGGCCACAGCACCGAGCCGAGAGCCACGCUGCAGUAAAUACGGAGUUGGGGAGGGAGUGUGUGUAUGCAUGUGAGAAAGAGAGAGAAAGAUUAAAUUGAUGCAUUUCUUGAGAAAGGUGUAAGAAUUUCACCUAAAAAGGGGCACAUCUGCUUUGUUAUUUAUAAAAAAAAAGCUAAAUUCUGUCUUUUUCUUCUUUUUUUUUAAGUAAAAGGACACUGCUAGUAAUUAUUAGGGGCCAAUUCUGCCUCCCUUCCUCAUGCUGAGUAAGUACUACUUAACUCUGCAAUUUCCUACUUGCAGAGUAAGUAAAAGUAGCAGAAUUGAUCCCUCUGUGAUUAAGAAUCAAGUUUUUAGUCUGGUUUUUUUUAAUUGGUAGUGGUUUUUUAUAUUUUACUUAAUUUUUUCCCCAGUUCCGUUCCGUUGUGUCCUUAUUUAUGUAAUAUACUUUAACCUUAAAAGAUGGCAUGGAUUCUUAUGCCUUUCCUUUAUUAUUAUUGUUAUUAUUUUUAAAAAAGAGAUUUAUUUCUAGUGUGAUUUAACUGUCUACCUUCUAAAACGAGAGAACGUUUUCUUGUAUUUUUACAUUGUCAGAUUCUAUAGUUUCAUAGAUAAUUUAACCAAAUCGCUCAAUGUAUUAUCUAUAUCUAUCUGGUGGGUAUAAAAGUUCUAUUUUAAAUUGUGUAAAUACUUCAGAACUGGCUUCUUUUUCCAGACUCCCCUGCCGUGGAGUUACUUGUUUACAUCAAAAAGACUGUAGAAUCUCUACGCUCAUGUACUGUAAAUAGUGAAGUGAUCUGCCUAUAACUAAAUGAUAACAUAUAUACUAUAAAGUGGAAAGAAAAAAAAGGAACAA
Messenger RNA from Harpia harpyja (harpy eagle), 8319 nucleotides. It is a transcript of the gene PPARGC1B, whose product is annotated as PPARG coactivator 1 beta. The coding region runs from base 89 to 3166 and encodes 1025 amino acids. NCBI's taxonomy places the organism in Eukaryota, Metazoa, Chordata, Aves, Accipitriformes, Accipitridae. The transcript has 12 exons. Gene Ontology annotation, cellular component: nucleus. Gene Ontology annotation, molecular function: transcription factor binding; RNA binding. The record is from RefSeq and is a predicted model, not a curated record. Gene Ontology annotation, biological process: positive regulation of transcription by RNA polymerase II.